AUGGAGGAAGCAAAGACGCUCAUCCGGACCACAGUCCGCACGUUCUUCCCUCACCCGAAACAAAUCCUCAUCGUCGACGCCAUCAUGCUCCAUUCUGUCUUACAAAUGGACGACCUGGCCGUCCUGGUGUCGGCUCAACCAAAAGAUAUCCGCAGUAUCAUGAAUCCUCUGCGCGCCGCCCGGCUCAUCCAAACCCACUCCCGCAUGGAAGUGCGAGUAGGUUCCCAACGCGGCAGUCCACGAGAAUACUAUUACUGUCCGUUCCACCCGGCCAUCGACGCCAUCAAAUACCGCAUCGCCAAACUCCGGAAGAAGGUGGAGGCGCUGUACCAACAAGACGAGACCAAGCGGAAGGACUGGCGCUGUCCACGCUGCAAGGCGGAGUACGAAGAGUUGGAGAUUCUCGACAAGAUCGGCGACGAAGGGUUCUACUGUGACCGAUGUGGUGCCACGCUGGUGCAGAACGAACAGGCCACACAGGACCGAGGCAACCACGAGAAGAUCCGGCGAUUGAACGACCAGCUCAAGAAAUUCGACGACAUGAUCCUCAAGCUCGACCGAAAGAACGUGCCCGAGAACGACUUCAUGUCCGCGUGGGAGAGGAAGAAAGAAGUGCCCAAGGAACGCGGCGGCAAGGCCGAGAACCAAUACGUCGAACUGAAGCGCGACAACAAGAACUUGAAACGCGGGCCCGAGAUGGUCAAGGUCGAGAACCUAGCCGUCAAUUUGACCAGUGGUGCGGAAGCGGAGCGCGAAGAGGCCGAGCGUCAGGAAGAACGGCGGAAACUGCUGGCCAAGCAGAACCAGUUGCCGGUAUGGCAUACCAGCAGUGCCAUUGGAGCCUCGACCGCGAGCAGCUCCUCCGCGGGCACGGGCGGUGUCAAGGUGGAAAUGCAGCUGGACUCCGUGGAUGUCGCCGGACUCGGCAUGCCGAAGAAGGAAGAAGAUGGAGACGAAGACGAAAAGAAGCCCGAUCUCGUCGCGGGUGGCGCCGCCAAUUCGUUGCAGGACGAAGUCGCCGCUUACAUGGCGGAGAUGGAACGCGAGCGCGAAGAAGCGGCCAAGCGAGACAAGGAAGAAGACGACGAGGAAGCGGAAGAAGAAGAGGAUCUGGAGUUUGAAGACGUCGAUGUCGUCGGGUCCAGCGUUGCAGGCACACCUGUCAGCAGUUCGCAACCGCAACCACCACUACCAUUACCACCAUCACAACAAGAACAACGACAAAACCAAGAAAGUCUAGACGUGAAGCCGGCCAACGGUCUCAAGCGCGACUUCGACGCAAGUAGUCCGCCCAGCAGCGAUGCCAAUACGCCCGCCAGCAGUUUCGCCGUGUCUUUCGAGAGAGACACGGACAGGGACAGCAAGCGACUCAAGCUCGAGAACGGCACUUCUCCACCGAACGGAACUGGAAACGGAAAUGGAAAUGGAAACGGCCAGGUCGGAGCGGAUGGCUUGUCGGCAGAUGCUGGGACGAAUGGCGAUGGCGAUGGCGAUGGCGAUGGCGAUUCCGAAGAAGACGAGGACUUUGAGGAUGCCAUAUGA
Messenger RNA from Capronia coronata CBS 617.96, 1542 nucleotides. RefSeq lists its product as uncharacterized. The coding region runs from base 1 to 1542 and encodes 513 amino acids. Lineage: Eukaryota; Fungi; Ascomycota; Eurotiomycetes; Chaetothyriales; Herpotrichiellaceae. Gene Ontology annotation, biological process: transcription initiation at RNA polymerase II promoter; transcription open complex formation at RNA polymerase II promoter. The transcript has a single exon. The record is from RefSeq and is a predicted model, not a curated record. Gene Ontology annotation, cellular component: transcription factor TFIIE complex.